Saprolegnia parasitica CBS 223.65 is the source of this 582-nucleotide messenger RNA. RefSeq lists its product as hypothetical. NCBI's taxonomy places the organism in Eukaryota, Oomycota, Saprolegniomycetes, Saprolegniales, Saprolegniaceae. The record is from RefSeq and is a predicted model, not a curated record. The coding region runs from base 1 to 582 and encodes 193 amino acids. The transcript has a single exon.
AUGGCAACGAGCCGCGCCAAGACGAUCGGGACCAGCGCCCAUGCGACGGUCGACGCGCUUCUCGACGCGUUCCAUGAGGCCGCCAAGGUCGGCGACCUCAAGGGCUACUUUGGCUGCUACCACAAGGACGGCCGCUUCCUCGGUACGGAUGCGUCCGAGAACUGGCACGUCAACGACUUUUACGACUUUGCCAAGCCCCACUUUGCGCAGGGCAGUGGCUGGGAAUACCGGCCGAUCGCGGGCAGCCGCAAAAUCACGUACCAGCCAUCGGCCGACGUGCCGACCUUUUGCGUCUUUGACGAGCUUCUCGUGAGCGCCGACUUCCUCGCGACGUCGCGCGGCUCGGGCACGCUCGUCUUUGCCAACGGCGCCUGGCUCGUCCUGCAGUACCACCUCACGUUCCCAAUCCCGAACGACUUGGCCAAGGACAUGACGGCCAAGAUUGCGACCUUUGAGCUGCGGGCGAAAGACGUCGCCGCCGCCGACGCCGCCGCCAAGCUCCUCGAAGAGUGGGCGAUCGAGGACGACGCCAAGGCCCCAACCAAGUCGUUCAAGAAGCGCAGCGGUAACAAGAAAAAGUAA